AUGUUGCAUCGAAUUCGCCACACUGUUCCGAGACACUGUCCUCGAAGAUAUUUGUCGCAACUCAGCGCCGUGAUAGCGCGUGGAGCACCAAUCGACGUUCACGAAGAAGUCCAAGAUGCACUCGCAACGGGGAAGCCAGUUGUCGCUUUAGAGACAGCUCUUACAACUCAUGGUCUCCCGCCUCCAACAAAUCUUGCGGUUACACGUGAUCUGGAGACGGUUGUGCGCUCGACUGGAUGCAUUCCUGCAACCAUCGGCAUUGUGGGAGGUCGCGUCAAAAUUGGGCUAGAUAACAAGAAUCUGGAGCGCCUGGCCGAUGUCAAUAGCCCUCCCCGUUCCGUGAAGGUUUCGCGCCGCGACAUUGCGCCGGUCCUCGCUUUGAAAGGAGACGGGGGUACCACAAUAUGCGCGACAUUGAUCUUUGCAGCGCUGGCGGGUAUUAAGGUCUUUGCUACUGGCGGACUUGGCGGAGUUCACCGUGGGGGAGAGAACUCGCUCGACAUCUCUGCCGAUCUACAUGAAUUAACACGCUGCUCUGUCGGCCUUGUUUCUGCCGGAAUCAAAAGUAUUCUGGACAUCGGCAGGACGCUGGAGUAUCUGGAAACGCUUGGCGUGCCCGUCGUGGCUUACUCCAAAAGGAAUGAUUUCCCGGCUUUCUUCUCGCCCAAGAGUGGCUUCCAGACACCUUGGAAUACCGACAACCCUCGCGUGGCAGCGGAAAUUCUUCACACUCAACAGCAACUAGGGAUGGAAAAUGGCGCGCUUUUUGCAGUUCCGAUUCCGGAAGAGUAUGCUGAACGAGGUCGAUUGAUCCAAGAAGCGGUUGACCAAGCAGUCCGCGAAUCUGAAUCGAAUGGGAUGAGUAAACGGGGCAAGGACGUAACGCCUUGGCUACUAGCGAGGGUUGCAGAGCUCACCAAACGCGACUCCAUCGAAGCCAACAUUGCUCUCCUAAAAAACUCGGCGUUGAUAGGUGGUCAGAUAGCAUCCCAGUAUCAGAACAUUAUUUCCAGUCCAAAGGAUCCGAAACGAGCAACUUCCUUCGUGCCAACAGCCGUUGAAUCAUCCAGUCCAUCGAAAGUCAUGAUUGUUGGGAGCUCAGCGGUGGAUAUAACUGCUCAAAUCACUGGAAAAGACUCUGUGGGUUCAACAUCUCCGGGUCAGGUCCGUUUUGGACUCGGCGGCGUAGCGAGGAAUGUAGCUGAGGCGUGUCAUCGACUCGGUCAACCACCCAUCCUGGUAUCACCACUCGGAGAUGAUGCAUGGGGGGCACUAUUACGUGACCAAACUAAGGCUAUAGGGAUGAGGACUGACGGGUUCAUACAACAGUUGGAGCAAAGGACAGCCGUUUGCAAUCUUCUUCUUGGAAAAAAUGGCGAUUUGAUUGGAGGCGUUGCCGACAUGGACGUGACGCAGAAUUUGGACCCGACGCUGGUGGUCACAAAGAUUCAAGAGCACAAGCCAUCUUUGGUGGCUUUGGACGCAAAUUUAUCCUCAGAGGCGAUCCAGGUACUCCUUGGUUCCUGUAUUCAAAAUGAUAUUCCAGUCGAUUUCAGUGCUAUUGUACGCAGUCUGGAUGAACCCACUUCGGUCCCCAAAUCAGCCCGGAUUAUACCCGCGAUCGCCAAUGUUUUCAGAAAAUCGACGAAGCCGGCAGUGUCUUUUUUUACGCCCAAUGUGGCCGAACUGAAACACGUCUACAUGCAGGCUACCAUCGACGAUGGCCUGACUUCUUCUGAUGUUUGGUGGUCCGCAAUCGACCGACUUGCGCUCGGCACGAGCUUUCGAGCAGAACUAGAGCGCCUGGCCAAACGACCAAGACGCGAUGAUUCCAACAUUAACUUCCUUGUUGACGAGGGGGUCGCGCAAAUGGCAAUUCAUUUGACACCAUUCUUCAGCAAUAUAUUCGUCAAGUGCGGCAAACAAGGCGUGCUUUGCGUUCUGAAAUUGGUUGGCACAGAGGCAGACAGUUGGGUGGACAUCAGGAGCAAUCCUGAAAGCGGUUUGCUGGUUGCUCAUGCAGAAUCUGGGUCGCAAGUGUUGAUUGUCCAGCAUUUCCCAUCCCAUCCCACCGAAUUGGUUAACUCGACGGGAGCUGGCGAUUCACUUGUUGGCGCUUUGCUGGCUGGCUUGAGCCAGGAAAAUUCUCCUCUCAGCAACCCACUGUCUCUCGAACGGCUGAUAGAUAACUGCCAACAAGCUGCUUCGUUGACACUGCAAAGCCAAUUAGCCGUCUCUCCUCAGUUGAAUACGAUAGUAGCACUAACGGAAUAA
This is a messenger RNA of Mycena indigotica, 2274 nucleotides long. RefSeq names its product Indigoidine synthase A-like protein. The transcript is spliced from 16 exons. The record is from RefSeq and is a predicted model, not a curated record. Lineage: Eukaryota; Fungi; Basidiomycota; Agaricomycetes; Agaricales; Mycenaceae. Bases 1 to 2274 code for a protein of 757 amino acids. Gene Ontology annotation, molecular function: pseudouridylate synthase activity; kinase activity.